Molecule: messenger RNA, 396 nt
Organism: Mycena citricolor
Lineage: Eukaryota; Fungi; Basidiomycota; Agaricomycetes; Agaricales; Mycenaceae
Source: the annotation of a GenBank genome assembly
AUGCCUCUGACCAUCGUACCCGCCAACACAGCGCCAGCCGCGCUGCUCGAUCGACCUGAAGGAUACCUCGUAUUCUACUCUGAUGUAGAGGACGGCCGGAUGUGGUGUGGGGCAAGCACCUGUUUCCCUGGUCAUCUCGGCGAUCUGAUGCUGAUGCGUCCGUCCAUGCAGGAUUGCCGCGCGGUGGAUGACGUUGUUCAGAAGACGUUCAGCGCACCGGAUGGCCCGUCCGCGGCGAUCGUGUGGAGGGCGCCAAGUAAUGUGUUCCGCGGAGAGCCGUUCAAGUUGACCGUCGUCCCCACGAUCGUCAAGAUCGAUCGGCAAGAGAAGAAAGAGAUCGGCCGGUUGGUAGACCAGGACGAGGUCAUUCCUAGGCUCGAGUCGUUUGUUCGAUAG